GACAACAAAUAACCAAUACUGAGCAUGCGCAUUGAGGACUCAUCAAUCCAAGAUGGCGGACGGAGUGGAGUCUUGGUUCGCUACAUUGGUUUUAUUUUCUUCCUUAUCGAAGCUUCUUUUCCUGCAGUCAUAUCGUUCAACAGACUUCGAGGUGCAUAGGAAUUGGUUGGCUGUAACACACAGCUUGCCCAUUGAUAAAUGGUACUAUGAGGACACAUCUCAAUGGACCCUUGACUACCCUCCAUUGUUUGCCUGGUUUGAGUUCAUUCUCUCUCAAAUAGCUGUUCAUGUUGACCCAAUGAUGGUUGUUAUCAGUAGUAAAGAGUAUGCCAGUACAAGAACAAUAGUAUUCCAACGUGUAUCAGUUAUUGUAACUGAUCUUGUACUAGCCUAUGGCAUUAAGGAGUACUGUCAUUAUUUACAUAAGACUAGGAAACUAACCUUUCCUGCUGCAAAUGGAUUGAUUCUUGCAUUGUUGGUGAUAUUCAAUUUUGGGUUAUUGAUCGUGGAUCACAUUCACUUCCAGUAUAAUGGGUUUCUCUUUGGUAUGCUCUUACUCUCUAUCACAAGAAUAUCUGAGGGAAGAAAUAUAGAAGGUGCAUUUUGGUUUUCAAUUCUUCUGAAUUUCAAGCACAUUUUCCUGUACAUAGCUCCUGCUUUCUUUGUUUAUCUAUUACGGUCGUACUGUUUCAAAAGCAAUGCUGAAAAACCAGAGAAAGCAAGCUGGCUGCUUGGAGUUCAUCUAUGGGACUUCUCCCCACUUAGGCUUAUGAAACUUGGUUUCUUUGUCAUCUUUGUGUUUGUGCUGUCCUUUGGUCCAUUCAUAUUACUGAAUCAGCUUCCUCAGUUGUUUUCCAGGCUGUUCCCAUUCAAGAGAGGUCUUUGUCAUGCCUAUUGGGCACCAAAUAUAUGGGCUCUCUAUAAUGUUGUUGAUAAAGCAGUUGCUAUCAUAGGACCCAAAGCUGGCUUGAUCCAUAAGCAUGCUGUCAAAGUUCAGGCAUCCAUGACAGGGGGAUUAGUUGGCCAAUCACAGCAUCUUAUUUUGCCAUCAGUACCUCCAAUAGCAACAGUCAUCCUAACACUCUUGUCAAUCAUGCCUGCUCUACUUCGUAUAUGGUACAGACCUGAUGGUGCUAGAGGAUUCUUACGCUGUUUAACUCUUUGUGCCUAUGGAUCUUUUCUGUUUGGUUGGCAUGUCCAUGAGAAGGCAGUUAUCAUGAUUAUCAUUCCACUAAGCCUUCUUGCUGUGCAGGACAGACGGGAUGCACGUGUUUAUCUGAUUCUCGCUUCAGCUGGACACUUAUCUUUGUUUCCUUUACUCUUUCGUCCUGAAGAAACUACACUAAAAGUUUGUCUGAUGAUGAUGUUCACUAUAUUGGCAUUUUAUUCUCUUUGUCUCGUGCACUGCGGAAAGUCAACCAGCAAGCCAACCUCUUCCGAUAUCUUUACUCUUCCUUUAGUGGCACCUUACGAGGCCAUGUACCUAAGUGGACUAGCUGUACUAGAAUUCUAUAACUCCAUUGUACAUCAUCUAACACCGAUGGGUUCAGCUCUUCCUUUCUUGCCUCUUCUCUUCACGUCGGUUUACUGUGCUGUUGGUGUGGUUUGGUCGUGGUUGUUAUUUUAUAAGAAUUUUUUUAGUUUUGGUGAAGUGAUAUUCGUUCCGCAACCAGCCGUUACCACUAAGAAAAAGAAACGAUAGUGCGUGUUCGUGCGUGUGCGACCGUGUGCGUGUUGGUGCGUCAUAAUGGCAUGAGAUAGAAACAAAGAGCCUAUAUUAGACAUUAAUUUAUUAAGAAUCACAUUUUAGGGAGGAAAUUAAUUGGGUGCAAUCAGUUUUAAUAGUUUUUAUGUUUACCAUUCAUAACACGACUGUCAAUUAGCCACUUUAGAAACGAGCAAGAGACUGGGGCGAGUUUUGAAUUUUAAUCUUAUUGGAAAAAAACUUUUGUCAUUUGAGAAAGCGUCUCAACAUUAGUAAGUCUGACAAAUUUGAAUCUGAUUGGAAGAAAAGAACCAGAAUUAUUGGCUUUCAAAAGUGUUGACAAUUUGCCAAUAAUGUAUGGUUAUAGGGAACACUUGUCCAAUUUUUAUUUCUAAACGAAGCAUCCUGAACUAUAUUGAAACGAAAAUAAAUACCUAAUGUAGAUAAAUAGUAGAGUUAAAAUAAUAUAAUAAUCUAUGCGUAUGGCUGAAAUGCUGGAAAGGAUUUGAAUCAUGUAAGGGGUAGAAUUACUGCAGGCAUCACAAGCAUUAUUUUUGCGGUUUAAAUCCUUCUAGUUUCUAAGCUAUUUAGAGAGAUGUUAGUCUUUCGAAGGUUGCAGAACGCGUUGCAUCAUGGGGCUCUCUUAGGGAACGCUUUAAUACUUAUAUGGCGUCUUUUUUGCUUGCUUAUAUUAGAAAGUGAUAGGAAACCUUAA
This is a messenger RNA of Actinia tenebrosa (Australian red waratah sea anemone), 2420 nucleotides long. RefSeq names its product dolichyl pyrophosphate Glc1Man9GlcNAc2 alpha-1,3-glucosyltransferase. Gene Ontology annotation, biological process: protein N-linked glycosylation; dolichol-linked oligosaccharide biosynthetic process. The record is from RefSeq and is a predicted model, not a curated record. Gene Ontology annotation, molecular function: dolichyl pyrophosphate Glc1Man9GlcNAc2 alpha-1,3-glucosyltransferase activity. Gene Ontology annotation, cellular component: endoplasmic reticulum membrane. Lineage: Eukaryota; Metazoa; Cnidaria; Anthozoa; Actiniaria; Actiniidae.